CGGGUUACCACGAUCUUGUCGCAGCGCAUGCCCACCAAUCCGUGCUUCCCUCUGACAUGCAAUCUACGCCUCACCAGGAUCAGGCGUUGAAUCUUAACGACGGCAGUCUUCCGUUACCGGAUUCUCUUUUGCAGGACAAUCUGACUUACAAGGGCCACCAUACGUUUGAGAACGUGUCGCUGGAGGAACCAAUAAGUGCCUUUGGUAGUACGCACAAUGGUCAACUAUGUGGCUCUGCUGACAAUGUGCUGUUUGAUCACCCUAUCACAAAUGGCCGAGAAACGAUGGCAGCUGCUGCUUCCGCAGAAAAGAGCAAGUCUGUUCUUCCAUAUUCGUGUAAUGUCUGUCCUCCCUACACAGCGGUGUUCCAGACCGGUGCCGAACUUCUUGAUCAUGUCAGAAGUCAUCCUAAGACGCCGGAGACGAACACUCGGCCGUUCAGGUGUGCUCUGCCUGGCUGUGAGCGAACAUACAAAAACGUGAAUGGUCUCAAAUAUCAUAUCGAGGUCGCGUCUGGGUCCUUUGGACACGCGCCAUCGCCCGCAGGCGGCAAGAAGAAGGAAACUACAAUGGAGAAGGAUCGGCCAUAUAUUUGCCAAGUGCCGGGUUGUGGAAAGGCUUAUGCAAACUCGAAUGGGCUGGUGUACCAUGAGAAACAUUUCGAUCACGGGAGGUUUGUCUUGAGAAGCACUGGGAGCCCUAUGGAUAGCGAGAUGAGCGCAGACACGGAGAGAUGAUGUGAGCCUAUGUGAGACUGUGACGAUGAUGAAACAACGAAUAUGGCUAUGUCGCCUGCAGAAAACGAACGGCCAGCGGCUGAUCUGGUCAGGGUAGAAUGAGAUGAAGCAUGGCAAUGUUGCUAUUGCAUAUCCCUGGUCAGUCCGCUUCGCAGUUUAUGAAGCCCCUGGGAUGGCAAUAACGACCGGCUCGUCAAGGACGCUGCUGCCACGGAGCAAAUGCGCAAGGCAGAACCCAGGUAGCUUGAGAACUUUUGAAAUAGAAGAAAUGAACAUCCAGC
Molecule: messenger RNA, 1018 nt
Organism: Saitoella complicata NRRL Y-17804
Lineage: Eukaryota; Fungi; Ascomycota; Saitoellomycetes; Saitoellales; Saitoellaceae
Exons: 1
Coding region: 57-737 (226 amino acids)
Cellular component (GO): nucleus
Source: RefSeq, a predicted model, not a curated record